Messenger RNA from Neocloeon triangulifer, 3886 nucleotides. RefSeq lists its product as uncharacterized. The record is from RefSeq and is a predicted model, not a curated record. The transcript has 11 exons. The coding region runs from base 790 to 3168 and encodes 792 amino acids. Lineage: Eukaryota; Metazoa; Arthropoda; Insecta; Ephemeroptera; Baetidae. Gene Ontology annotation, molecular function: chromatin DNA binding; transcription coactivator activity.
GCUAAAAAUUGAUGACUCAUCGUCAUAUUUACGAUAUGUUUAGAAAAGAAAAUAAGCAAACGAGUCCGCACAAGGCAUUAAAAGUUUUGAAAUCCUCCCCCACGUAACGUCAACGUGGCUACCACGCAAGAGCGGAAGCGGAAACGGCUUUUGAUAAAGCGGGUCACCCCCAGGAGCCCCCACAAAAAUAAAUGACGACCUAAUUUAACGCCUUCCCCCACCUAGCCGCGGGGAUUGACGCAUGCGCUAACGGUGCGCUCGAGUCUACGGAUUGUCCGCUAGCCUCGCGCGCAGCCCCUAGAAAGGCACGCUCGCGUCGCUGAUUGGCUGACGGCGAGAGGGGCGUUCCCAUUGGCGGGUAUUUCGAGGCCGGAGGUUCGGAGGCAACCUUGAAAACGGAGCGAACGUGCGUGCGAGGCUAGGGAGGGGAAGGACAGAUAUUUCAACAUCGACAAAUGAAACAAGGCUGCGCGGUACAGCCACAGGCAUGUUCAGCGAGACCGAAAUGCCAAAAUCACGAUCAUAUGACGGUCGGUGUACAUGCAGCCGCUAGUCCAACACAGCGCAGAGUUCGAGUUCGUGGGCCGUCAUAACCUGAGAGCUCGUUUUCAAUGCCCAGGAGCCCCGCCGACGCCGUCGACGAACAAACUCCCAACCGAACGCAUAAUUUUGCCCGCUUUCCCGGAAAGUUGAGCUGCAGGGCGACCCAGUCGGCCUGGAGUCUGGACUUGUGAGAUGGAAGUGCUGGACGACGUCGACGACUUGUCCUAGUGGAAUCGGAACCAAAACAUGGCGAUGCCUCCUGUUACCGCCUUUUCAGCGCCGAGCCAGGCCCAAAUCGGAGGAGGUGCCAAAGUGAAGGUGGAGCGAGCCGAUGAGGCCGAAAUCCAGGCUAUUGCCAACAAAAUCAUUGAGCAAAACCGGGCCACUGAAGCAGCUAAUAAAGCCAAGCAGGCGGCCCAAGCAGCAAAUGUGGCCAGGCUGGUGCAGAGUGGCAUUCCAGCCGGCUCCAUCCAAAACUACUUAAUUCGCACCCCGAAUGCUUCAGCAGCUGACAAGUCCGACGUCCAGCCGGUCGAGGUUUCAGCUAAAAAGUCUGAUGCGAAAAGCUCCGAGCCGGCCAUCGACGAAGAAACACAAAAGGGCCACUUUGGUUGGGAGACCAUCUUAAAAACGCACUUUCCGUACGUUUUGAGAAGAGGCCAAAAGUACAGCUCUGUGAGAAUCAUAGACUCAAAAGUGCUUUUCCACUACUUGUCAGUCCUGAGGCCCGAAAUCUACACCUGCACAACCAUCAGGAGCGAAUACAUGACUGAGGCUGAGGCAAGAAUGUUCAAUGAAAUCAACACAAAGCACUGUGACUCAACUUACGGAAACGUUCUGUUCACCAACCACGACCUCCUCGUGAAAGUGACUGAUGUCUGCGAAUUCUACAGGUUCCUGGACAUGUGUGUGAAUAAAUUGUGCAAUGACCGAAGCCAACCCGGUGACCGUUGUGGUUUUGUGCGAAUAAAUGGCGAGUCGGUAGUGCCGUACACAAUCAGUGGACCCAGCCAGUUUGUGCCUCUCUUCUACUUUGAAGGCGAGACGGACACUCUCAAGCUCAAGGCUGAAAAGCUCGGUGGCUGGGACCUGUCAUACCUCAAGUUCUGUUGCAAGGUGCAAGGCAUACGCAAUGAGUUGUUUGCUUCGGAAACAUGUUCUGUGAUCAGCUUGGACGACAUCAAGUCCUACUUCCCGCCAGGCACCAUUUUCGAAGACUACUGGCCGACCAAGGGUGUCGACAAGAGCUCCCUGAUUGACCCGACCAAGAGUCAGUUGAAGGGUGCUGUACGAAGCGGCGCCUGGACCAUUCAGCCCAAGGAGCCUCCACCACCUUUGCCCAAGGUUGUACCAAAACCUGUCAUUCCAGCAACGCCUGUUGCGCAAGUGACGAACGGCUGGAACGGCCUCAUGGGAGGUCAGUCUCAAUAUCAGACUAGUAGUGUUGUGCAGCAGCAGCAACAACAGCAGCAGCAGCAAUUCAACAGGAUGGGGCAGACCAGCAUGAUCCAGAAUAACUUGUAUUCCAUUGGCGGAUUGAUCUACAACACUCAAAGUAGUCAAAAUGGCCAGACCACUAGUUAUUACAACCAGGUGCAUUCUAUGCCAACGGGUGCGACCCCUCAGCCACCACCUUUAGUUAGAACAACAACUACUUCCACUAUGAAUUUGACUGCAAAUUUGAGGCCCUCACCCGCCUACCCAGCAACCACAACCAGACAGGCAACAACCACAAAUCUGAUCACAUCGACUGGAAGGAACACGUCGAUUUUGCUCAAUCAAGCUAACUCGGGAUCGACAGCCGCAGCACUUCUUGCUGCGCAAAUGCUCCACAGUCAAAAUCAGCAACAACUCUCAAGACAGCAAUCCAGCCAGCAGCAAAUUCUUCAGCAGCAGCAACAACAACAACAACAGCAGCUGCAGCAGCAACAACAACAACAGCAGAGAUUGCGCUUGCAGCAGCAAAUUCAGUACCAACAAGUGCAGCAGCAACGCACCCAACUACAGCAGCCCACCGUGCAGAGGGUGAACAACAAUAUGGCCCAGCUGACGCAGCGACUCCUGCAGCAGAACAACAGCAGUCAGUUACAAAUCCAACUGCAGCAGCAGCAGGCAGCCGCAGCCUUGAGGCAGCAAGCAGCUGCAGCCAACAAGCAACACACAACCCCACCUCCACUUGUUCCCACAAAUGGUUUAAGAACAGUGGAUUCUCAAAAGUUGACCACCAUCCCUGAAGUUACGAUUCCACCUGGCAACAGCCACGCCCCAUACAAGGUUCAAAAGGCACUAGUCGAAGAUGUGUUGACCCCGUGCAUAAAUUCAAAACCAUACCACAAUUCUGAGCUUUUGAUGACCAUGCCUGAUUUGGUAUCAAUCUUCUUCCCAAAUACUCAGCUUCACAAUUGCAGAAAAGUUCUGCAAGAAGUUUUAAAUAUUGAGCUCUUCAAAGGAAAUACGCUGCAAAUGAGGGCUUUGAUGGAGGCUGGAAAGUGUAGCUCCCUGAAUGAAACUCUUCCUCUGAUCCAAGUGCGUGAUGUGAUGAAGUUCUACCCCCAGAUCUCGUACAUUCUCAAAGUGAAGAGUUCCGAAAUGGGAAACGCAAGCAAGCGGCAGAGGGUCAGUUGACCGGAGGAGCCACCGCAGAAGCAUCCCCAUGACUGGUGGUAAAGUUCUGCAGUGGACUUAAAAAUUCUUCCACUCAAAUUCAAAAGUUCCUGGUCACAUUUUCAGUAAAUUUGUUCAUUUGGCGUGUCUGCUUAUUGAUUUGAAAAUUGUCCAGCCGGUAAGACUUCUUCUCUCAUCGCACGACUGAUUGUGAGGAAUAAAGUUUAAGCGUUAAAAGUAUUUUGCGAUCUUCAUUGCUCCCGACCUGCUAAAUCAACCUACAGAAUCAAAUACAAGGACUAUGGGAUGGAAAUUUGUGCAUCAACAAGAAAAGUGCAUCUCGAUAUCCAAAAAUGCAAGUGAGCUACAUGAAAGGCUAGUGAAACUAUGUAAAUAUUUGUAAAUGAACGCAUUUGUUGAUACCCAUUACUAAGGUUAAAACAGAAUGUUGGAGGCACCGUGGGACAUGUGAGCGCAUCUUGUGUUUUAGUAGAGCACUGAAAUCUGCUUAAAUGCAUAAUUAUAAACUGUUGUAUUGCCACUCGGUUAUAAAUUCGCUUCUGUGAACAAUUUACGGUUUAUUUAAUUAGUUUCUUUUUGUGACUGAUACGAUCUUAAAAGAUCAAAAAUGACUAUUUAUUAAUUUAUUGAUUUUCAUGUAUAUUUCUUUCACAGAAAAAAACCGAGAAAGGAAUUUAUGUUACGUAACAUAAAAUAAAAUCUUCAAUUUUCUACUGGA